Emiliania huxleyi CCMP1516 is the source of this 687-nucleotide messenger RNA. RefSeq lists its product as hypothetical. Lineage: Eukaryota; Haptophyta; Isochrysidales; Noelaerhabdaceae. The transcript is spliced from 2 exons. Gene Ontology annotation, molecular function: 2 iron, 2 sulfur cluster binding. The record is from RefSeq and is a predicted model, not a curated record. Bases 4 to 468 code for a protein of 154 amino acids.
CAGAUGUGGGCCUCGAUCGUCUUCGCCGCCGUCGGGCUCACUUCGCCGGUCGCGCCGGCACGCCACCUCACUGCUGCGCGGGCUCCCGCGCCCGCGGCGCAGUUCGGCUGGGGUAGGCCCCAGGCCGCUCCCAGUGCACCGCCGCCGCAGAACGCACGCGACGCAGACUUUGCGCGGCGGCAGGAGAAGCUUGCGCAGCGCCAGCAGACGGCCAAAUCGGCGCCCAAGGGGCAGGUCGAGGUGACCUUCCCGCAGAAGGGCAACAAAGUCGUGUACGCGCAGCAGGGCGACAACAUCGGCAAGGUUGCGGCGAAGGCCGGUCUGCGGAUCAAGUUCGACUGCAAAAACGGACGCUGCGGCACGUGCCAGGUGCGCCUCAACGGCCGCGCGGCCGCCAAGGUGUGCCAGGGCGCGACCAUUCCCGGCGGAGCCACGCGCAAGCUCAAGAUUACGCUAGACAACCCGUGAGCGGCGAAAACCGGCGUCGGCGGCGGCGGUGUUGCGCGGGUGCGGCACUUCUGGGGCGUUGGGCUGGGAGCGGGGUAUAACCGCAUCCUCCCUCCUCGCCUCGUGGUGCUUUGUGGGCUGCUCGUCGAGCAUAGAGUCUCUUGCUGCCGCCUGCUCUGACUCUCGCGCUGUGGGGCCCAUGUCUGUGAUGUGAUCAUUCCUUACAACCCAAUAUGUAGC